CCCCCGGCUGCAGCCAGCUCCCGCGGACAGCGGCCCCCGCCGAGGGCACGAAUGCCAGCUCCCGGCUCUGCUUCGCGGUGGUGCUGGUGCUGCUGACGCUCACGCCCGGAGUGGACUCCUCGUGGUGGUACAUCGGGGCACUGGGGGCAAGGGUGAUCUGCGAUAACAUCCCUGGAUUAGUCAACAAGCAACGGCAACUCUGCCAGAGGUACCCUGAUAUCAUGCAGUCCGUCGGGGAGGGGGCCAAAGAGUGGAUCCGGGAAUGCCAACAUCAGUUCCGGCAUCACCGCUGGAACUGCAGCACGCUGGAUAGAGACCACACGGUCUUCGGGAGAGUCAUGCUACGCAGCAGCAGAGAGGCAGCCUUCGUCUACGCCAUCUCCUCGGCCGGGGUCGUCUACGCCAUCACCCGGGCCUGCAGCCAAGGGGAGCUGAAAGCCUGCAGCUGCGACCCCCUGAAGCGCGGCCGUUCCAAGGACGAGCGAGGGGAGUUCGACUGGGGCGGCUGCAGCGACAACAUCCACUACGGGAUCAAGUUCGCCAAGGCCUUUGUGGACGCCAAGGAGAAGAAGGUGAAGGACGCCCGGGCGCUGAUGAACCUGCACAACAACCGCUGCGGAAGGACGGCUGUCAAGCGAUUCCUGAAGCUGGAGUGUAAAUGCCAUGGAGUCAGCGGCUCCUGCACCCUAAGGACUUGUUGGUUGGCAAUGUCAGAUUUUCGGAAAACUGGGGAUUACCUUAGGAAGAAAUACAAUGGGGCCAUCCAGGUGACAAUGAACCAGGAUGGCACCGGCUUCACCGUGGCCAACAAGAACUUCAGGAAACCCACCAAAACAGACCUGGUGUACUUUGAGAACUCUCCUGAUUACUGUGUGAUGGACAAGUCGGCAGGUUCCCUGGGGACGGCGGGUCGUGUGUGCAAUAAACUGUCCCGUGGGACCGACGGCUGCGAGGUCAUGUGCUGUGGCCGGGGCUAUGACACCACCCGCGUCACGCGUAUCACCAAGUGCGAGUGCAAGUUCCACUGGUGCUGCGCUGUGCGCUGCAAGGAGUGCGAGGACACUGUUGACGUGCACACGUGUAAAGCACCGAAGCGGGCCGAGUGGUUAGACCAAACCUGAGGAGACAGGAACCAGAGAGGGAAAAAACAAACUCACGCACGACCCGUGCCCCAUGGGCCAUGGCAUUCCGGGAGCUGUAGUUCAGCUGCAUGGCUUUUAUUUAAUGAAUUCUGCAAAGCACUAACGACAGGACUACAUUUCCCAGGAGAUACCGUGGACCCUUCCAACUGCUCAGCAAGUCUAUCCCCUUCCCUCGAAGGAGUCUGCAAUCAUUGCUUAAACUGUGAAGCGUCUUCUGCCCAUUGUCGUCUUGCAAAAGGUCAGCGCAGCUGCUUACGAACGUGAGACCGAUCGUCGGAAUGUGAGUGACGGAUCCCUGCGUGUCCCUAAAGAAUUUUCUUGCUAUAAAUUAAAUUUCACCAGGAACAAAAAUAAAAACCCAAAACCACCGUCACCAACCUAGAGCAAACUAUGAAAUCCUUGCAGAAAGCUCUCUCUCUUUGCUUUGUUUUUAGCGAGGCCCAAGGAAGGAUGUUGCAAAGCCCUAAGGAAGCGCGAUGGUCUCAAACAGACCCAGCACGUUAAUGCACGGCUGCACUAGAGACAGGAGCUGACAAGAGCAACUCUUUGUAAGUGGACUUUUCUUCCACUCCUCAAUGAAGAGGACAGGCAGAGUUGCAAAUUGUCACCCAAAAUCUGAUUAACUACUAAAGGGGGGAAAAAGUCCAGAGAGAGAGAAAGAGAGCAAAGAGUCUGUGAAGAGACUGGUAGGUUUUAAAGUAAACUUAUAUAACAGUGGCUCUUUGUAAAACUCAUUUGUAUGUUGUGUAUACGGCUUUAUUAUUUUAAGAUAAAAUUCAUUAUAAACCUAUAUCAGAAACCAA
Messenger RNA from Chrysemys picta bellii (western painted turtle), 1945 nucleotides. RefSeq names its product Wnt family member 2B (gene WNT2B). Gene Ontology annotation, molecular function: cytokine activity; frizzled binding. Gene Ontology annotation, biological process: cell fate commitment; canonical Wnt signaling pathway; multicellular organism development. The record is from RefSeq and is a predicted model, not a curated record. Lineage: Eukaryota; Metazoa; Chordata; Testudines; Emydidae. Gene Ontology annotation, cellular component: extracellular region.